UCGAUUAGGACGUGUGGUUCGCUUAAGCGCACGGUAAGCAGAGACGCCGAGGGUCACCCGAACUCCCGAACUUGUCAGACUGAUUGCAUUAAGCCACCGCCAAUUUUGGGGCACUUAAUUGCCAAUUGAUUUGGUAAACGCGUUGAAAUAAAAGCUAAGACCUCGUUUAACUGAACAUUGCAAUCGGCCGAAAAUAUAACAUUUGUAGAAAGCAGCUUCAACUGCAUUUUGCAGUUUAGCCGAAGAGCUCAAGCGUGUGUGUCGGUGUUACAGUUACGACGACGCGCCAUACCUGCAAUAUGAAGUAUUCAACAGGUCGACGAAACAUUCUGUGCCUGCUGGGAUUGUGCUUACUGCUUUUUAAAACAGGACCCACAGAGGCACAGAGUAAACGACCCUCACGCGUAACCAGCUCCCGCAGCUUCGGCACCAACGUCAAGCCCAACACCUCCAAUGGCCCUAGUUUCGACUGCCCCGAGGAGUUCGGAUACUAUCCGCACCCAUCGGACUGCACCCAAUACUACGUGUGCGUCUUUGGAGGAGCGCUGCUUGAGAGUUGCACUGGCGGCCUGAUGUACUCGCACGACCUGCAGACCUGCGACUGGCCGCGAAACGUCGGCUGUGAGUUGGUGGAUACAUCCUCCGAGCGCAGCCCUGCACAAAGCCAGGCCCAGAGCCAAAGGGAACCCCAUGCGCAGCACGUGCCAAGCCGAAUACGCUUUGGAUCCGCUUUCGGCAGUCAGGGUGGCACGCAGAAGGCGGCCACGGUGCCGCCACAGUACCAUCGUUCUCCACCACAGGUAAUCCAGGCGCAGGUCCAGAACAUACCGCCUCCUCCACCGGAGCUGCGAGUGUCACCAAACCCGGUCAUCACGUCGCGUGGCCAACCAAAACCUCUGAUCGACUCCCAGGAGGACAUUGCAAAGCUGUAUGCCGAUGCGCAGGAAUCGUUGCCGCCUGUGGAAGAAGAGGAGUCCGACCGUCAGCAGAGAGUGUAUCGAGGCCAACCCAGUACUGUUAGUCAAGUUCAACGCGAUCGCGAUGGUAUUAUUCACCAAGCUAGUAUCAAUUCUAUUCCUCAAACUGGAAAAAUCGGAUCUUACGCUUUUGGGACCGCCUAUAGAGUUGAGUCGUCUUCACCGUCAUCGCUAGGGGCUCCGCAACCCGCUAAUAUAUUUGUACAGCCCACGCCAGCAGCUCCACCGCAACAGUUAGAGCCCAAUCGUAACUACUAUAAUGCAUCCACAUUUAAUCAUGGGGGCAGCUACCAACCACAGCAGCAACACCAGCAACAACAGCUACAGCCAACACCAUUCCAACAAGCGCCACCACAAGAACAACAUCAGCAGCAGGCACAAGCCCCAACACAUCCCUAUGACUCAUCCUAUUAUUCGGUUUACGACGACGAUAUCGAUUUAUAUAGGGAUAUAGAGUACCAACAGCAGCAGCCACAGGAGCAGCAGCAAGCACCUACCCCCCAGUAUCAGUCUACAGUGCGCCAGCAGCAGCCCCACGCAACAUACCGCCCCUUAGAGCUUGCGGCCACUCCGAAGCCCCCCUCCUACGCCAACCAGCCAGCAUACGUCUCGGACUAUGACGAGGAUAUUAAUGGUCAGAUUGAGCAGGAUAAUGCGUACGAUCAGCCCACACGUGCUCCCCAAAGGGCAGAACAUGUGGUCAUACAAAAACUGGAUACCCCGGCCAGCCACUCGAGCACACUCACCCUAACGACGCCCGCAUCCCAACCGGAAGCUUUCACAUACUACGAAAGGAUAACCACACCCUAUGCUCCGAAGCGCGGGCCUGCCGACUACGCCUAUGGGUCGGCAGAAGACUACGACCAGAGCGAGCGUACACUCACUGGAGCCAAGGCAAGGCCCCAUACCGGUACGGAUGACUUUGACCUGAUUGCCAAUGUUGUGGGUCAUACCGAAAAGACCACCGCGACGCCACCAACACGAUCGCAAAACACGAAGACGACUCCGCCACAUAACAGAAGCCAUGCAAGGAUUUCCAACACGACCACACAAGCUGUUACGUUUACACAGUCCUCAACAAUAACAAGCACAUCAACAUUUCCUCCAACAACAACAUCAAAACAUGCAAGCUCGAAAGCGCAUGCAAAUAAGUCAUAUAAACAACAUAUUCCUGACAAGUCAAAAACAACUACAAAAGCUUCCAGUACCUCUCACCCGACCACGACCAGCUCCACACCUUUCCCAAAUCACCUUACUUAUAGUUCAAAUCCUUUUCUCAAAUCGAAACUACAACAUGUUGCUAAAUCAUUGGCAAGGCUAGUCUCAAGCAGUGAACCUAGGACAAAUUUCACCGGUUACCCUCAAGCUCAGAACCUUACAAACUCUCCUCGCCAGUCCUCAAGUUCGGAAUUAAUCCCCGACAAAGUUCCCGUUCCCGCUCAAAUUAUUGCCCUAAUACCCCCACCCACCACCACGCAAAGGCCCCUGGUAAAGGACAGCUACGGUAAUAACAACCUGGAGAACGUUGAGGCUGUCUUUGACGAGAGUCAUACAUUUAAUCAGACGGUCGAACUGCCCAAGAGUCGCUCCUUUGAAACCAGCACAUCGGCAAAGUUCCUAGAUUUUAUUAAUGCCGCCGCGUAUGGUACAAGCCCGAGUGGCAAUCGGCUGAAUGAAGUCCCAGAUAAACUUGUUAACAGGGAUAUUUCUUUUCGAGACAAGGACAACUCGUACGAGUCGAGCUCACGGAAACCAGAACUCCUGUCCAAACGUUUUCAGAAAUACGUCGAUUCUGAUGUGCCUCCUCAAAGUUUUAAAGUUCCCACAAACAUUGGAGUGCGAUUGCCAACGGAAGAAAUGGAAAGCGCAAGCACAACGCGACCAAGUAAGCCCAUACAAUAUAGUCUUCAAAGUGGAUCGCAAGGUUUUAGUUUGCGUGCGGAGCUAAGAGAACGUAAUGUGUCGGAACCUAUAAUUGCAAGGAUAAAUAGUUUUUCCUCCACCACAACCACAACCACAACUAGCCCAACAACACUGGCUGACUUAUUUCAGCAGUACGUGGACAUCAAACCUACAACAUACGCUCCACCUCUUCUCAUUUGGCGUAGUGGAAGGCCCGUCAUUCAACAGGCCCAUCAUAGACCUACAGUCGCAAGUUCCAGCACAUCUACUAGUGUCACUACAACUUCAUCUCCUCCUACAACUUCUAAAGAUGAAGUCGAAUCCAGCAGCACUACCAGGGUCAUUACAGCAUCAAAAUCGGUGGCUCAGCCUAGCCGAGAACCAGAUUUUCUACCAAGACCGAAUUAUUUUUCACGUUCCAGUUAUUUAAAGGACAGCCCAAAUCGAGUAACAGCCAACCCUGCGAUGAAUUUUGUAUCACCAUACAAAAGCCUAGAGAACUUGCUUCAUGAAGAUCGCCAGCACCAGCAUCACCAUCUGCGGACAACCACUAGACCCCGCUACACAAAUGCACCUGCCUUUCCGGAGUUCCUCCAGACUACGGCGAAGUCACCAAAGAAUCUCUUUAUGACGGCGUCUGUUAGAAACUCUAGUCAAGAUGUUUUGGCCACGAUGGAGACUGGAAACGCACGUAACUUCAGUGUCAGCGACGCUAUACUCAGCACAUUCAGUCCUCAGCGUCCUGCUCCAAGUAUGCUGCGAACCACUACCACCACCACGACAACAACAACAACUACUACCAUAAAACCACCUCCCCUUGAAAGAACUUCGACUGAAGUGCCAACAACCGUUUCCGCCGUGGUCGCUUCCUCGGCCAUCCACAUAUCACAGGCCCCAAAGCGUGCCCGUGGCCGCUCUCGAUACACGGCGGCCACUUCAAACAGUCUCGGGGACAGCGUGGACGAGCCCACGACUUAUGCACCCAAGCUUAGAUUGCCCGGCGGAUAUGAUCCCAUUCCGUUUCCUAAACGCAAGCCCCAACGAGUGCAAGUGAUCGGCAAUCAAAGGUCUUUAUUGGGUGGACCAACAGCAAAGCCACAUGAAAAGUAUAGGGUAUUUAAGGACGCACUGCAGGCCAAAGAUUCCGCCCUUGGCGCGCCAAAUGUUCUAAGCAACUCACUGAAACAUAAACCAUUCGAAAAUGAAGCUAGCGCCUCCGACGAGCCAAGAGCUGAGGCUUUGAUUAGCAAGCCUUUGGAGACCAGGCAUCAGAAUGGCAUACACGAAAAGGAAACUGCGAUGGACUACAGCUCCACUGAACACGUGGUGGCAAUAACAGAACGUCCAACUGUCAAGUUCCUUUACUCUAACAAAUACCGACAGCAAACUGCGGAGCACACUCUAGCAGACAGUCUUCAGAACUCCGGGUAUAUAACAUCGCCAAACGGGUCGUUACAGAAGUUCCGAUCCGCCAACGUGCUUGAGCAACUGAGGCAGUUUCUUUCCGGCAGUGAUAGCAACAGCAAUAGCGAUGAGAGCGGGAAUUCCAAAUUCGUUGAUGAGUAUUCACUCCCCGAACUAAGGUCCGCCAUCGGUGAGAUCAAGCAACUUUACUUGCCCACCGACCGGCCAGCAACGACUACUUUAAAAUCAAGCACGUCUACGCUGCAUCCUAAUACCACGCCUAUUGCGACACUAUCUCCAAUCCGAUCCAAGCCAGUAUCCGUUUUGCCCUCUCUUAACAUCUUGACCGCUAAUUCAGUUUCAACAGAAAGAACAACACCAAGCACUCCCGAUUCUAGUUCCCCUAGAACCCUAAAAGCCCCACCAGUUUCUCUGACAACCGCACCCACUAUUCCCACCGCUACAGCUACACCCUCCCCAUUUGCACCGCACACUGCGCGCGCUUCGAGGGUGAAUAAUGUCAUUAAGUCGUCGAUUGCUGCCGCUGCCCUAGGCCCUAGCACCUCAACCUAUCAGCCACCAGUGUCAGCGGGUAAAACCCAAAAGUUCCAAAUCGGCUUCGCUACCAACAAUAAAAACCACCAACUCCAAACAAGCAGCCUCAACCAUAAUGGCCCCGCAGCCUCAGCCUCGGUGAAGUGCUCCGAUAGCACACUAAACGCCAAAUGCAACGAGAUCUCUUCAAGAAACAGCAAUAGAAACCGGGGCAGUGCCAUGUACAGCAAUCAGGAUAGAGACUUGCUAUCCACGCCCAACCGCGGAACUCACCCACCACGAACGCGCCCCACGCUUAAGCCAUCGGGCACAAUUGUAUCAAAGGCUCAAGAGUUUGUGGAUAUAUACCGGUACCCACCGACCCGCCCCGACCCCAUUUACCCACAGCCUACACCCGAUAAAACGGCCGCCAAGUGCCGAAAGGACGUAUGCCUUUUGCCAGACUGUUAUUGCGGAGGAAGGGAUAUUCCUGGCGAACUACCUGUUGAAAGCAUCCCUCAGAUCGUUCUCUUGACCUUUGAUGAUUCCGUUAAUGACCUAAACAAGCAGUUGUACACGGAUCUGUUUGAGAAAGGUCGCGUCAAUCCAAACGGCUGUCCCAUCACAGCCACUUUUUACGUUUCCCACGAGUGGACUGACUACAGUCAAGUGCAGAAUCUUUACGCCGAUGGACAUGAAAUGGCCUCGCAUACAGUUUCCCACAGCUUUGGCGAGCAGUUCUCGCAGAAGAAGUGGACCCGUGAAAUUGCCGGACAGCGAGAGAUCCUUGCUGCGUACGGCGGUGUCAAGAUGUCGGAUGUUCGAGGCAUGCGUGCUCCUUUCCUGUCGGUGGGCGGAAACAAAAUGUACAAAAUGCUGUACGACUCAAACUUCACCUACGACUCUUCCAUGCCCGUCUACGAGAACCGACCACCCUCCUGGCCCUACACGCUCGACUACAAGAUAUUCCACGACUGCAUGAUUCCACCUUGCCCGACCCGUUCUUAUCCAGGUGUUUGGCAAGUACCCAUGGUCAUGUGGCAGGACCUAAACGGAGGCCGCUGUUCUAUGGGCGAUGCUUGUUCCAACCCCAGCGAUGCAGAUGGAGUGACAAAGAUGAUUAUGAAGAACUUUGAGCGCCAUUACACCACAAACAGAGCACCAUUUGGCUUAUUUUACCACGCAGCAUGGUUUACCCAGCCCCAUCACAAGGAGGGCUUUAUAAAAUUCCUCGAUGCCAUCAAUGCAAUGCAAGAUGUGUGGAUCAUAACCAACUGGCAAGCGCUACAAUGGGUGCGAGACCCUACACCGAUAUCACGCAUUAAUUCAUUCCAACCAUUUCAGUGCGAUUUUUCGGAUCGGCCAAAGCGCUGCAACAACCCGAAAGUGUGUAAUUUGUGGCACAAGUCUGGCGUCCGAUACAUGAAAACGUGUCAGCCCUGCCCCGACAUCUACCCCUGGACUGGAAAAUCUGGAAUCCGAUCUUCCCGAAUCGAUAAUGAAGUUGAAGAGCCGACGGCGUAAGACUCCAAAUCGAAGGUCUCGCGUUGACCAUUUCCGGAUGGACCAUCAGCCAAGAAGGGACACUUGACAAUCCAAGAUACUGAAAUAUAAAAGGCGUAAACAUUUAAGCUCAAAAUACGGAGUUCACUCGUUAAAAUGUUUUCUAACAAUUCCAUACUUUUAGCUAAUUCUUUAAAAGGACCCUAGAUACAUUUUUGCAGCAUGUCAAUACAAAUUAUUUAUUCCCUUUUACAUACUCCAUACCUGUCUGUAUAUUCCUAUAGAUAUUUACGAUACAUUGAUUAUUCUCCAAGUUGCACACGCAAUCUUAGCACGAGCCUUGUAAACGUAAAUCAAUUAGACAUAGAACCGUAAUCUAAUAAGUACUAAAAAAGGCGUAAUUGGUGCACCGAGUCCUUGAACAUAAAAUUCUCAGUACGAUUUGGAUGCAUUAAGUCCACACACCAAGAGCGCAUUUAGAUAUUAGGCUAAUAUAACGUUUCGUUUACAUGUGAUAAAGAGACAGCUGAAUUUAUGUAUUAUUAGAUUGGCACGAGCCUUCCUUUUUUCCAUUUAAACUGCGUAGUUUUAAUUACAAUAUUGUCAAAGCCAAAUUGGUAUUGGGUUUGGGUGCAUUAGGAUUAACAAGUUCGGAUGCAAGUUUAAGUUAUUUUAUUUUCCUAAAAUAACAAGAGCUUAAUUCGUUAAUUCGUAACAUAUUAUUUUUAAAAUUAAAGAAGCGUUGAAAAGAGUAAUAGUAAGCUCAAAUUCUUAGUCCUAACAAAUGGAUACCCAAAGGCAGUCAAUUGAAAAAAAUACAAAACGCGAAAAAGG
Molecule: messenger RNA, 7154 nt
Organism: Drosophila teissieri
Lineage: Eukaryota; Metazoa; Arthropoda; Insecta; Diptera; Drosophilidae
Gene: Cda5
Product: protein rad9
Exons: 14
Coding region: 300-6341 (2013 amino acids)
Biological process (GO): carbohydrate metabolic process
Cellular component (GO): extracellular region
Molecular function (GO): chitin binding; hydrolase activity, acting on carbon-nitrogen (but not peptide) bonds
Source: RefSeq, a predicted model, not a curated record